Molecule: messenger RNA, 276 nt
Organism: Brenthis ino (lesser marbled fritillary)
Lineage: Eukaryota; Metazoa; Arthropoda; Insecta; Lepidoptera; Nymphalidae
Source: the annotation of a GenBank genome assembly
AUGCAAUCAGAUCUAUCAAAAGAAAUAAUUGCAGAACACAAAAUAAGAGGAAAUCGUUCACCUACAGUAGGCGCUUCUCCACGUGGAGAAAAAGAAACAACUUCAUCCUUAUGGGAUAGACAUGAAAAUAUGCUCUUGAAAAAUAUGGCCAAUGCCAAUGAAGGUUCUGGUAAAAGUUUUGGUACGAUACCUGCUGAAUUGAAGCAGUAUUUAGAUCAGCCAAAGAUUUCAAGUGUCACAAAUCAGGAACAACAAUUAACAUGGUUUGACUUUUAU